AUGGAGCGCCGGCAUGGGCACCCCCCUCGGCCCGGGCCGCCGCGCCCCGAUCACCCGCCUCCGGUGAAUGAUCGGCUCGGCUGGCGUCCGGCUCCCAGGCCGAGGGAUCCCGAGCGGCGUCACCGUGAUGGGUCGUCCCCUGCGGGCCCCUUUUCCGGCUCCUCCUCCCCUUUCUCCUCGUCUCUCUCAUCGGUGGCCUCCCAUCGGCGGCGGCGGUGGCGCUCCCGGUCGCCGCCACGGUCUCGAGGACGCCAUGGGGAUGGCCCUCCCGAUGGCGAGCGUCCUCCCGGCCGCGAGCGCGAUCGUCCCCAGGGCUCAUGGCAUGCCCGUUCUCCGGGACCUGAGCAUCACCGACUCCGGGACAUCGAGCACAGUCGCCUCCAGGAGCCGGGGGGCGACCAUAGUCAUGGCCGCCAGCAGGACCGGGCCCGGGCCCGCGACUUCGAUCGUGACUUUGAUCGCAACUUCGAUCGUGACUUUGAUCGCAACUUCGAUCGUGACUUUGAUCGCAACUUCGAUCGUGACUCCGAUCGUAACUUCGAUCGACACCAUGAGCGUGGUCGCCGCCCGAGCCACAAUGGCAGCCACAGCGGCGGUCACAGCGGCGGUCACAGCGGCGGUCACAGCGCAAGUUACAGCGGUGAUCACAGCGGAAGUUACAGCGACGGUCACAGCAGCAGCCACAGUGGUCGCCAGCGCUUCCAGGACUACGAUCACAGGCGAGGCCGCGAUGAUGACAGCAGCCGUGACCGUGACCAUCGGAGGACCUACCGGCCAGGCUACCCGCCGGACCGCCGGCGCGAUCGCCCACAGGAUCACCGCCAUUUGGACCUCCUAUCUCCAGCAAGGCGAAGUCGCAGCCCCUCGCCGGUUUCUCGCCGGCGACGCAGCCCCUCGCCUCCUGUCCGCCGGCGACGGAGCCCCUCGCCUCCUGUCCGCCAGCGACGCGGCAUCUCGCCGGCGCCGGCGUCACCAGGCCGGCGCAGCCCGUCGCCACACUUUCAGACCCAGUGGAGCUCGCCCCUCGAGCUCCAGCAGCCGAGAAGCCCGCCGUCCUUGCAGUCGCCCGGGUCCCAGCACCCGGCCCCCCGCGAGGGGGCCCCCGUCCCGGACCUCUCCUCCUUUGCGGUGAAUUACUCGCCCCCGGCGUCGGACGAGCUCCCAGGCAGCAGCCAACCCAAGGAGACGGUCACCACGGCAGUCGUCACCACGCACUUGCCCGUCGCGGGCUCCAAUGCCCCGAUCUCGGGGACGAUGCGCGUGUUCGACCGGUCAAGUGCCGCCAAAGCCACCCAGGCCCCCCCAACCCCGGACCCUGCGCUGAGCAGGCCGGCUGUGCCGGUGGCCGGGCCCCACACCUGCCCCGCGCACCCGGUGGGGCCCCUCCGCGAGGGGUUCCUCUCGAGCGAGGAGACCACCCUGGCGCUGGUGCGCACGUCGCUGGCCCAGGCGGGCCCGGGCUUUGCCGACGUGCUCACCGACCCGGAGGCCGCCGGCCGGCACAUGGCCGCGCUCCUGGGCGGGCAGGCUCCAAUCCGGGUGGAGCUUCUUCUGCCGGAUGGCAGCGCCGAGCCCUACCUGCUGGUGGACUUGACGCUCGUCCAGCGGUUGGCACUUCUGGCCACACGCGGCGGCGGCGGCGGCCCCGGCGGAGCCACCCCCAGUGCGCUGGAUCUGCCGUCGGUGGCCUCGUGCGAGCGGCUCACCCGGCACACGAACGACUACGACCCGCUGGUGGAUCUGGCCCAGACACUGCUGGUCCUUUCGACCGACCUGCCGGAGAAGUACGACCAGCUGGCGGCCCCGGGCCCGGGGCCGGAUGCCUGUCCCGGGCAGCUCGUGGCCGACCCGGCGGCGGCCGACUUUUCCGAUGGCUGGCGCGCGCGGGUCGAGCAUGCGGCCAUGGCGCGCGAUGCCGAGGCCCUCCGCCUGCUGGCCGGGGAAUUCAAUGCCGCCAUGCGCCGGCGCCUGUGUGCCGGCCUCUACCAGCCCGGCCGGACGCCCAUGUCCUACACCACCGCCGUGCACAUUUGGCGGCAGUCCUACUCCCGGGUGGUGGACGACCCGAGCUCCCUCAACCAGUAUGAGGGCUUCAGCCCGGAUGUCUAUGGCGAGACCUUGCCGGCAUUGGUGCUGGACAUUUUGCGCCAUGCGGCGCCGGUGGGCCUGGCGGACGCCCAGGCAUCGAGGCCCGGCGGCCCGGGGGGGGGCGACCCGGCCACCCCGGCGCCCGGCGGCGACCUGGGCCCCUUGCGGCUCCGGCGCUUUGUGGACCUGGGCUCCGGGCUGGGCAACGUGGUGUUCAUGGUGGCGGCCUUGCGCCUGUGUCGGAGCUUCGGCAUCGAGCGCAUGCCCCGGCCGGCGGCAUAUGCCCGGGGCUUGGAGCGCGAGCUGCGCGCCCGGUGCGCGCACUUCCGCAAGCUGGUCGGCCGGUUCCGCCUGGUGGAGGGGGACUUCCUCCUGUCGGCGGAAUCGGCCCAGGCCGUGGCCGAGGCGGACCUGGUGUAUGUCAACAACAAGGUUUUCGACCCGCCGACCAACCUCGGCCUGCUGGACCAGUUCCUGUCCCUGCGCGAUGGGGCUCGCGUGGUGUCCUUCCAGCCCUUCUCCGACUCGUACCGGCGCUUGCGUCGGGCCGAGGCCGGGGGCGGGCCCCGGGGCGCGCGCGCCGGCACCGCCUCGCGGCCGGGCUCCACCGAGUCGGACGACAGCCUCGGCCCGACGGCGGCGGCGGCGGCGGCGGCAUCGGCAUCGGCGUCCUCGGUGUCAUCAUCCUCAUCGUCCUUGCCGCUGGGCGGCGAGUGCGACGACACGAUUGACAUCUCCGGGCGCAUGAUCCACGACCCGGCGGCCAUCUUCCGCAUCCAGACCUUCGACUACCACCGCCGGGAUGGGGUGUCGUGGACCAACUCCGGGGUCAGCUACUACGUGCAUACGGUCGACCGGGACCGCCUACGCCGAGCCCAGGAGCAGUUUGAGGCCCGGGAGCUGGCCGCCGAGCGGGCGGAACUCUCCCGCGCCGGGGUCCGGCGCUCCGCCCGCCGGGCAGGGGGGUAG
Messenger RNA from Fonticula alba, 3057 nucleotides. RefSeq lists its product as hypothetical. Gene Ontology annotation, molecular function: histone H3K79 methyltransferase activity. The record is from RefSeq and is a predicted model, not a curated record. NCBI's taxonomy places the organism in Eukaryota, Rotosphaerida, Fonticulaceae. Gene Ontology annotation, cellular component: nucleus. Gene Ontology annotation, biological process: DNA repair; regulation of transcription regulatory region DNA binding; DNA damage checkpoint signaling. The transcript has a single exon. Bases 1 to 3057 code for a protein of 1018 amino acids.